This is a messenger RNA of Melampsora larici-populina 98AG31, 1350 nucleotides long. RefSeq lists its product as uncharacterized. The transcript has a single exon. The annotation marks the transcript as partial. Gene Ontology annotation, molecular function: zinc ion binding. NCBI's taxonomy places the organism in Eukaryota, Fungi, Basidiomycota, Pucciniomycetes, Pucciniales, Melampsoraceae. The record is from RefSeq and is a predicted model, not a curated record. Gene Ontology annotation, cellular component: nucleus.
AAUGAAAAAUGAUCAAAUCCAUUCUGAUGUUCAUCCAAAUGACCUGUUUGAUUUCUUAAAAAGGUUAUCGACUUUCAAACUCUCCAAUUAUCCUGCUGGAAAACCACCCUCACUUUCCCCCCCGACUUUGGCUAGUUUUGGUUGGACUAGUGUGUCAGGUACCAAAAAUCGAAUGAAAUGCGAAUCUUGUCAAGCAACUUGGGUCUUGGCCAUCCCCUCAACCCAGUCAGAUACCGGUUGGAGCUCUGCGAGCGGUGUACGCCUUACCCACUUGGGCUGCCGGAUGCGCGUUGAAGAACACCGUAACUCUUGUCCUUGGCGUAAACGACGUUGUAUACCGACGAUCUACACUGGUGCACUACGUUGCUCAGGAGGCUUUGAAGCGGCCUCCGAGCUUAUUGAGACUGCAGCCAACCUUGAACAACUACUUGCACAAGAAACAACCCAGACAACAGCCUUGAAUACAGAACAUCCAUUAGCUCAAGUCGCUAUCGAUACCCUUUUCAUGGCGACAAAGAUCUUGACUAACAAAACGCCCCAAUCAGUACCUCGAGUCACUUCUGCGUCAACUCUCAUUCUUGCUCUCUUUGGCUGGUAUCCUGACUCAAUUGAGUUUCAACAUUCUUCGGUACCUUCUCCUCCUGGCACACCUACCUCUCGUUCGUGUGCCCCCCAAGCAGCCACACCUAGAUCGUCUUCAUCUGGACGUCCUUCAUCAGCACUUAGCUCUCGCACACUCUCAUGCAAGCUAUGUCACCGCCAGAUAGGCCUCUGGUCUAUCCUCAUCCCAACUCCAACAGAGAUCGUCGAUUCCACUCCGCGCCGUCCACCUACCAACCUUUUGACCUCACAUCGUGAUUACUGUCCCUAUCGAGAUCAAGUAGGCGGAUUUGAUCAAUCAGAUUACCAAAACUUUGAGACCACUCCUCGACAGCCUACAUGGCAAGCACACCUAUCUCUCAUCGAACGAUUUGUGGAACGCCAUCGAAAAGCUAGUCAAGCUGCUGCGGAACCUAACUGUCUUGAAAAUCUGAUGAAAGUCUUUAGAGAGGGUAAUGACCAAAAAAGAUCAUCAAGUGGAGGUACUAUAUCUUUUCAUCCGGAGGUCAAUCAGAUUCUUUGUUCAUCUACUUCACGCUCUGAUACACAAAUCUGGGCUUUAGGAUUUGUAAAGGGGACUUUAUCAAAGUGUGCUACGAUGGGUUAAGUAGAUAUGGAGCUUUAUUGGUAAUCUAACUCAAGGCUUUACUUUUUCUGAGCUUGAUCGAGCGGUGCUGUAGAAGGAGUUACACAUAUGCAUGAUGAAACAAGGCUACUGCAUAGCAAUGUAACACUUUGAGUUCACAAGGU